CCCCACCGCCCGCCCCCGCGGUGACACCGAGCAGGAAGCGCGCGGCGCGGGCAGAGCGGGAACCGCCGCCGGACCCAGCGCCGCCUCCUCCUCCUCCGCCGCCGCCGCCAUGAACGGCAAAGGACCGUAUCCCACCCAGCCCUCCUACCCUGUCCAGUCUCCAGCCAACCCAGCCGUCUACCCCCCGACCGUGCCCCUGCCCCAGCCACCGCCCUACACGGACGCCCCUCCGGCUUAUUCCGAGCUUUACCGUCCCAGUUUUGUGCCCCUGGGAGCUGCCACCGUACCCACAAUGUCCGCGGCGUACCCGGGCGCUUCCGUCUUCCUGCCUGUGGCCCAAUCUGUGGCUGUGGGUCCCAUUGGCUCCUCAGUCCCAAUGGCGUAUUAUCCCGUGGGACCUGUGUAUCCGCCAGGUUCGACGGUCCUGGUUGAAGGUGGCUUCGAUGCGGGAGCACGGUUUGGGGCCGGUGGAACCGCCAGCAUUCCGCCCCCUCCUCCUGGCUGUCCCCCUAAUGCCGCCCAGUUGGCCGUGAUGCAGGGAGCCAACGUCGUGGUGACACAGCGGAAGGGAAACUUCUUUCUGGGAGGCUCAGACGGCGGCUACACCAUCUGGUGAAGGCGGAGGGAAAGGGGGCGAGGGGGGGCUACAUGUGUGUAAGGAACGACAUCCCAUCCUGUCAGCACUGCUCACCACCUAACUGCUUUAGUCCAUAUUAACCUGAAGUCGCAGACCAGACACGCGGCGGUGAGGGCUCUUCCCGGUGCGUUGCCCGGCCCCGCAGGCACUUUAAAGCGAAACAAAACUCCCUGUUCAUGAGCGCGGUGCCUCCGUUCACGUGGGGAGGGGGGAACGAUGCACAGCGUGAGCGUGAGCGCAGCAGCCCUGCCUCUUCCUUGUGUUUCACUGGAGUGAUUCUGUAGCGCUGAGUUCCUGUUAAUCCGCUGCCUGCGUGCUGGCUUUAGGGAGGGCGAGGGAGCCGAUCCGGUGCCGCCUUCCCUCCGCAGCCGUGCCGGAGCCCCAGAUCGCCCGAGUGUCCCAAGCCAAGGCACUGGGUGGAAAAGCAAGGGCAAACUUCCCUUCCCACCGGCAGGGAGGGCACCUUGGCGCUUCUUUCUUCCUGACCUCACUCCGGAACGGAUCCCUUGACGCACUCUGCGCUCACCUUUGCCCGUCGCUUCCCUCCCAGAAGGUUUGCCGCUGGCACCUGGCAUUGGGAGGGGUUUCUACACUCCAAGUACUCUUGGAUUUCUUUGCACAUUAGCUCUGAUUGAAGCUGUGCUUUGGUGCCAGGACCCCAGCGCAGCUCCUGUGUGAACGGGCCGUUCGAUGCUAACUAGGCUGUAGAACCAUGCUCCAUAAACCAACCUCUGUUCUUUCCCACUCAACCCGAUGUCUCAACCACCAAACUCCUGAAGGUUCCAAGGUUCCUCAAAGGUUUGCUGCCAUGCCAUGAACUUCCUCUUUGGGUUUUCUUUUUCCUUCGGGUUUGAUUUAAGGGAGGAGCCGCCCUGGUGGGAGCAGAGCUGGGAUUUUGAGGCUGCUCCUCACCCCAUUCCUCUCUGCUUGCCGGGAUCUCCCCAGGGAUGUGCAGCAACCAUCAGUCAACAACAAAUCAGCUUGAUUAGUGGGGGAUUAAUGAACGUGUACUUUCAAAAUGAGUGGGGUGUAAUGAAGUCUUAGCGGGGUUUAGAGAACAUUUCAGGGAUCCUCAAUGUUUUGGGUUUGUUGUUUUCUUUUUUCCUUUUCCUUUUUUUUUCUUUUUUUUUUUUGCUUUGUUUUAUGAAGAAAAAGAUCAGAUUCAAAUAUAUUUUAUCUCGAGGUUUCAGUUUGAUCUAACUCCGUGUCCUGUCUGUGUUGUGUGUAACCAUCCGACUGACUGUUAUCGCGGCGCAGCGUUCUGUCUCUCUCUGUACACUGUGGUGCACUUAACUCGUGGAUUUUUUUAUACUAAAACAAAAAGUAGAAUAAAGACUAUUUUGAAAAUUUGAA
This is a messenger RNA of Cuculus canorus (common cuckoo), 1990 nucleotides long. It is a transcript of the gene DAZAP2, whose product is annotated as DAZ associated protein 2. The coding region runs from base 110 to 616 and encodes 168 amino acids. The transcript has 4 exons. Lineage: Eukaryota; Metazoa; Chordata; Aves; Cuculiformes; Cuculidae. The record is from RefSeq and is a predicted model, not a curated record.